Molecule: messenger RNA, 519 nt
Organism: Pararge aegeria (speckled wood butterfly)
Lineage: Eukaryota; Metazoa; Arthropoda; Insecta; Lepidoptera; Nymphalidae
Exons: 4
Coding region: 1-519 (172 amino acids)
Source: RefSeq, a predicted model, not a curated record
AUGUGUGUGAAUAUCGAAGUAAUUUUGCCGACUAUCGAAAAAUUCUUGUUUGUAUAUUCAUUGCAAUGCGGUUCCAUUUUGAUUUUCCUUUGGACAUUGUUACGUUCAAUGUUCUGCAUAAUUUUCACUACAACCGCCAUUUUGGAAAUUCUGGUUGGUGAAAAGUUUCCAUUGCGCGCUUGGCUGGUAUCACGGAAACCGGAAACGGAUAACGUCUACUUGCUGUACUAUACACACGUUUCCCUUUUGCUAUGUGAGAGUGUUCUGCUGGUUUUUAUCAUAUAUUUGGCGGUUGGUUUAUCGCGUCGCAAAGCUCAUUUAAUAAAACACUACCUGAUCUGCCGUGUCUUCACGUGGCUCGCAGAAGUGUCUUGCUUACUUACUCUAUGCUUAAUUCAUGAACUUCUCAUUGGCUGGUAUUUGGCGAUACUGUUCUUCGUCGUUUUAGAGAUUUAUUCAUUCGUCGUGGUGUAUAGCAUCUACGUAAAACUUCGAGAAGAUCAAAAGAUACCCAUCUAG